Mus caroli (Ryukyu mouse) is the source of this 2780-nucleotide messenger RNA. RefSeq names its product potassium calcium-activated channel subfamily M regulatory beta subunit 2 (gene Kcnmb2). Lineage: Eukaryota; Metazoa; Chordata; Mammalia; Rodentia; Muridae. Gene Ontology annotation, molecular function: potassium channel regulator activity; calcium-activated potassium channel activity. The record is from RefSeq and is a predicted model, not a curated record. Gene Ontology annotation, cellular component: voltage-gated potassium channel complex; membrane. Gene Ontology annotation, biological process: detection of calcium ion; potassium ion transport.
UCAGGCUUGCUCCCUUUUCAGUAUGAAAAUUCGAAAGCAGUGGGGAAGAAAUGCUGGACCUAUCACAGCGAUGCUAACAGACAGCCUAUUACAGUAUUUAAUAAAAACAGAAGCAGCGUGCCUGUCAUAGGCUAAUAAAUCCUACCUCCUGCACGCUUUUAAAAACAGUCUGAACCGGCUUCCACAGAGCUUCGGAGAACUAAUCUUAAGCAUGGCUGUCUAGCGUGCCUGUCACUCCUAUUGUCCUUCCAAACUCUUGCAGACAUUUUGAGCGAGGAGUAUUAAAGCUAUGAGUUAGCGAGGGUGUGACAUCAAUGGUCCACAAAGACAGCCAGCAGGAAAGGUAAAGAUGAGGACCGGUGGCUGUGUGGAGGACUACACGGGAUCGCUGUCAUUAAAAAUUAAGCGUGGCUUUUGAGGAAGAUGUGACAACUCCUGAAGGUCUUUCUGCCACUCCCCCAGGACUUCCACAGUGAGGAAAGGAGCUGCAGGACCAACAUCCUCUAAGAUGUUUAUAUGGACCAGUGGCCGGACCUCUUCAUCUUACAGACACGACGAGAAAAGAAAUAUCUACCAGAAAAUCAGGGACCAUGACCUCCUGGACAAAAGGAAAACUGUGACAGCUCUGAAGGCUGGGGAGGACCGGGCCAUCCUGCUCGGCCUGGCCAUGAUGGUGUGCUCCAUCAUGAUGUACUUUCUGCUGGGAAUCACACUGCUGCGCUCCUACAUGCAGAGCGUGUGGACAGAAGAAGCCCAGUGCGCCCUGCUGAAUGUGUCAAUCACAGAAACAUUUAACUGUUCCUUCAGCUGUGGGCCCGACUGUUGGAAGCUCUCUCAGUACCCUUGCCUGCAGGUGUACGUGAACCUGACAUCUUCCGGGGAGAGGCUUCUCCUCUACCACACGGAAGAGACCAUGAAGAUCAAUCAAAAGUGCUCCUAUAUUCCUAAGUGUGGAAACAACUUUGAGGAGUCCAUGUCUCUUGUGAGUGUCGUCAUGGAAAACUUCAGGAGACACCAACACUUUCCCUGCUAUUCUGACCCAGAAGGAAACCAGAAGAGUGUCAUCCUGACCAAACUCUACAGCUCCAAUGUGCUGUUCCAUUCUCUCUUCUGGCCAACUUGUAUGAUGGCUGGGGGUGUGGCGAUCGUUGCUAUGGUGAAACUAACUCAGUACCUCUCCCUGCUCUGUGAGAGGAUCCAACGGAUCAACAGAUAAAAGAAAAAACAAUCAUGGAUAAGAUAUUUUUCUUUAAAGCUCAAAUACUGUUUUAUUUCGUUCUUCACCAAAGAACCUUAAGUUUGUAAUGUGCAGUCUCUUAUGGGUUCCUUAAUAUAUUAUUCUAUGUAGAGCAAUAAUGCAAACGCUGUCCUAUAUGCAAACAUGAUGUCCUUAUUAUUCAGGAGAAUCAACUGUUCCUCAUUGGUUGGUUGUUUCAUUGUAUUGUUUUGAUGCUGGAACUAGUCUGUCCUCUUUCCACCAGAAUAGGGCUCAGCUACUCAUUGCUAAGUGUUGUGGGGCACAGGGGCAUGAAGGCACUAUCCCCAAGACCAGGUCUCUGUUCUGAGUUUCCAGACUUCAUGAAGACAAGAGUUUUCUUCAUUUGUUGUUUACUGAAGCUACAGCCAAAAACGCAUUUUUUUUCUUAUCCUAUAUUGAGCCCUGUAGCAAGUGAAGGGGUUGUUUCCUGACUAAAGGGUAUUAAACUUUUAUUAUUGUUAUUAUUAUUACCACAGCACUGUAAGGAAGGGGGGAAACCUAGCCAGCAACUUUUCUUUCAUCACUUUUCAUUCACAACUUCAGAUUUUUAAAAAUAAUUAUCGACUCUCUAAUGUCUUCCGAACAGAGUCCUUUUUUUCCAUCUAUGACCCUGCUACUGUGUGGGAGACAAAGCUGGUGAGAUCACUCCCAGUAAACUGACUGGGUGUUGGUAGGCAUGCCAUUGCAAUUUUGGAAAGUCUAUGUUACAAAGAUAUUUAUGUGAAAUCUUAAUUCCAUUUCCACUGGACUAUUAGAAUCAAAUACUAAUAUACUAAGGACUGGUGAAUUGGUUGCAAUGGGUGAGUCUGUCAGGGCCAGCUAUCAUGUUGGAAUAUUACUCUUUGAGAAUUUAUGUUUCAGUAAACGAAUGUAUGUAUGGUCUCUCUUUCUGAAAAAAAAAAAAAAAACUGUUGCCUGUUGGGGUUUUAAAUCUAUGUGUGCACAAUCUUUGUCUCCUCUACAUAUUUUAUUUUUCUACUCACUGUUCCCUUUUGGUUAUUAUAUUUUAUAUGCAGAAUAGACCUUUUUCCUAACACAUGUUUGAAAUGAAUAACAGGUUUGAGGGAAGCCUUUCUUCACAUUGAUGUUUACUCAUUCUAUUUGGUGGGGGGGAAAGGGGGUUGGUUUUAAAUAAAGACAUUCUGUCUUUUAUUUAAUAUUGAUAUCUAAGGGAGAAGACAAACAUCUAUCUUUCUCAUCUAUAUUUAAGUACCCUUUUGUAACAUAGUAUCGAUGUUUUUUAGGUAAUUGCAAAAUUUUACAAAUCAUUUGUGGAAUGAACAGUGAAACUUAUCUGAGGAAGCAGAAUAUUGUAAUUCAUAGUCUGACUUUUCAUAAGCAAAUAAAUCCCUAGGGUGUAAUCAGGACUUCAAAUGUGUAAUUAAAUUUUUUAAACCCAUUUGAUGGCAAGAUUUUAAUACUUCUUGCAUUCAGAUAAACCCAUGACUAUCCAAACAAUCCUAAUUUAUAUUCAAAGGUAUUUUAAGAGACUUUUUCUGACACUUAAACAAUACAUGUUAUG